AUGCCUACUCUUGUCGGAAAAGAAGUUGGUACCACGGGCUACGGCCUCAUGAGGAUGACAUGGAAUCCUCAGCCUCCCUCCAAGGAAGUAUGCUUUGAGACGCUGAACACCGCUCUCGACCUCGGCGCCAACUUCUGGAACGCCGGCGAGUUGUAUGGCACCCCGGACUACAACUCCUGCCACCUGCUCCACGAAUACUUUACCAAAUACCCUGAGAAGUCCGACAAGGUCGUUCUGAGCAUCAAAGGAGGCUUGAAACGCGGUACACUCAUCCCCGACGGUUCCGAGGAGAAUAUCCGCCGCAGCGUCGACGAAUGCUUGAGGGUCCUGGGCGGCACCAAGUCGAUUGACAUUUUCGAAUGCGCCAGACAAGACCCCAACACGACAGUCGAGCAGACGGUCACUAUUCUAGCCCAGUUGAUCAAGGAAGGCAAGAUCAAGGCUAUCGGUCUCAGUGAGGUCGACGCUGAAACCAUCCGACGGGCGCACAAGGUCCACCCCAUUGCCGCUGUGGAGGUGGAGUUUUCGCUCUGGGCGACCGACAUCCUCCACAACGACGUUGCCAAAACCUGUGCAGAGCUCAACAUCCCUAUCGUGGCCUACUCCCCCUUGGGCCGAGGCGUCCUGACCGGCGAGAUCAACAAGUUCACCGAUAUCCCCGAGGGUGAUUUCCGACGACUCCUUCCCAAAUAUCAGGAGGGCACUCUGCAUGAAAACCUCAAACUGGUCCACGCCGUGGUAGACUUGGCGAAGCGCAAGGGUGUUGCUCCCGCCCAGAUCGCUCUGGCCUGGAUCCGGACGCUCAGCAACCGACCUGGCAUGCCGACCAUCAUCCCGAUCCCAGGAGGUACCACCAGCGACAAGGUCACACAGAACACGGAGGGGGUCCAGACUCUGUCGGACGAAGAUAUGGAGGAGAUCGAUAAGAUCCUGAAAAUGUACGAGGUCAAGGGGGCCCGAUACCCAACAGCUACGCCCUAA
Messenger RNA from Rasamsonia emersonii CBS 393.64, 981 nucleotides. Its product is annotated as Pyridoxine 4-dehydrogenase. The transcript has 3 exons. Bases 1 to 981 code for a protein of 326 amino acids. Lineage: Eukaryota; Fungi; Ascomycota; Eurotiomycetes; Eurotiales; Trichocomaceae. Gene Ontology annotation, cellular component: cytoplasm. The record is from RefSeq and is a predicted model, not a curated record.